AUGUUCAUCUGCAACUCGGCGGUUAAAUACACGCUCUCUUUCUCUCUUUACAACGAAGGAGAAGAAGAAGGGGAGAGAGAGGGACCGCCGUCGAAUUCCACCCCCCCCCGGGCCGCCUCUCUCUGGAACAGAGCCAUACAGAAUGGAUUUCUAGCUUCUCUUUUAUUACUAAUGAUGGACCACAAUCACUUGACAAUAAAGACCUUUAUGGCCAUCACGGCUGAGAGGGAUGCUGCCAUCCGAGAAAGGAACAUGGCAUUGGAGGAGAGAAAGAGGGCCUUUGCAGAGCGAGACAUGGCAAUGCUGCAGCGGGAUGCAGCAAUUGCCGAGCGUAAUGCUGCCAUACAAGAUCGAGAUGAGGCAAUUGCUGCCCUGCAAUUCCGGGAAAGCUCAAUGAAUGAUAAUACUGUCCCCAAUUCGCUUGGAAACGAAAUUACAAGUGGAUCAAAACACAUUCACUACCAGCAGCAGAUGCACAUGGAUGAAGCGGCAUAUAUUUCUAGAGGAAGUACAAGAAGUAAUGAUUUUAAUGUUACAGAACCUGCUUCUGAAACUGCCAAGCGUAGGAAAGUCAGGCAACCAAAAGAUGGCAAACUAGGAAAAUCAGAAAAGCCUCCAAGGGUGGGUAAAAGAGAGGCUGAAAGUUUGAGUAAGCAAGUGAACUCUGAUGCAUCUAACAGUUGGAGUAAUGGGCAUGAUUUUGAUUGUGAUGAGGACGAUCUUGACAAACAGGUUUCGUGGAAGGACAACUUGGGUUUGAACCAAAUUAACUUUGACGAGUCUGCCAUGCCAGUGCCAGUUUGCACUUGCACUGGUUCACCCCAGCCAUGCUAUAGGUGGGGGAAUGGUGGAUGGCAAUCUGCCUGCUGCACGACAACAAUUUCAAUGUAUCCAUUACCGCAGGUGGCAAAUAAACGCUACACCAGAGUUGGUGGUAGAAAGAUGAGUGGAAGUGCUUUCGGCAAGUUGCUUAAUCGACUUGCUGCAGAUGGCUAUGAUUUUUCCACUCCACUAGAUCUUAAAGAUCACUGGGCUAAGCAUGGGACGAAUCGUUACAGCACCCUAAAAUAA
Fraxinus pennsylvanica is the source of this 1071-nucleotide messenger RNA. The record is from the annotation of a GenBank genome assembly. Lineage: Eukaryota; Viridiplantae; Streptophyta; Magnoliopsida; Lamiales; Oleaceae.